This is a messenger RNA of Spirodela intermedia, 4114 nucleotides long. The record is from the annotation of a GenBank genome assembly. NCBI's taxonomy places the organism in Eukaryota, Viridiplantae, Streptophyta, Magnoliopsida, Alismatales, Araceae.
AUGAAGGUGAUCGAGAAGAUACGCGCCGCGGAGCAGGAGAAUGGGAAGACUUUAUUCUCCUUCGAGUACUUCCCUCCCAAGACGGCAGAGGGGGUGGAGAACCUGUUCGAGAGAAUGGACCGGAUGGUGGCCCACAACCCUUCCUUCUGCGACAUCACCUGGGGAGCCGGCGGCUCCACCGCCGAUCUCACCCUCGACAUCGCGAACCGGAUGCAGAAUAUGGUAUUGCCCUCGCCUCGACCCCGCUCCCCCAGAUCUGCUCUGCCCGCAUCGUUCCCGUAAGCGGACUUCUUUGGUCUGUUCGGAUUGAUACCAGCGGCAAGUAGUCACCCCCAUUCACGUCUCUUUGAUGCUAUGUGUUCAACAGAUCGAAACAUCUCGUUCUCGAUCUAGGACCUCUCCUCGUCGACGUUUGGGAAGUUUUUAUGUUUUUGUCAUUUUGUCACGUUAGAGGCCUAUCAGAUCUAGUUAUCUUUUCAGUAGAUCCCAGAUUCUGCUGCAGGAAAGCAAGCUUUUGUUAUCAAGAGAAACUACUUCUGCUCCCAUUUAUUCUUCGAGAUGAUUUGCUCGUCAAGCUUCCAUUAUGGUGAACUCUCAAAAAGCUCCGAGCGACUGUGAAAGUAGGAUAGAUAAUUUCCUGCAGCUUCAUAACAGUUAUAUUACCGCCAGUGCAUUGCAUAAGUUUUAUAGAAUGAUUUUUUUUCUUUCCUUUCUAUCAUAAAAACUGAGGAUUUUUAUCUGAAGGCUGAGUAUGCAGUUCUUGUGAUUCUUUUCUAAUUUUUUUCUCCUUGUAGGUCUGCGUUGAGACAAUGAUGCACUUGACCUGCACAAACAUGCCAGUGGAGAAGAUUGAUCAUGCCUUGGACACCAUCAAAAGCAGUGGGAUCCAAAAUGUUCUGGCACUGAGAGGCGAUCCUCCUCACGGACAGGACAAAUUUGUUCAAGUCUCCGGUGGAUUUGGUUGCGCACUUGAUCUGGUAUUACCAUCCUUCUUCUGAGCAUGUUUACCGAUUUCCCUCUCUCCCCAGAAAGUUUUUUAUGUAGAUGAAGACAAAUGGCAUGUCGUAAUAUUCUUGUUCUGGGAAAUCCUGCUUUACGGAUGAAAAGAUAAUCACUGUUUUUUUUUUGUUUGCAUGGACCUGAUUAUCGUUCAUGUCUUACGAUUUUUUUUCAUGAAUUUAAUGCUAACCGCGAAGUGGAAAUUAAAUCUUUUUUUGUCUAGUGCUGCCUUAACCAUACCAAUGGUAUUCAUGGUAAAGUAAAAAAUGAUGUCUAUCUUCCGUUGUUUCAAUAACUGGCCAAUUUAAAUGCACAUCUUUUUGGAUAAUGUGUAACCGUUGCAUAACAGUUUAUACGUGCACUUUUGUUGCAUUUUCUUAUUUAUUUAUAGUCUACAAUAUAAUGAUUGCUGUCAAAUUAUUCCACAGGUGCAACACAUUAGAGCUAAGUAUGGUGAUUACUUUGGAAUUACAGUAGCUGGAUAUCCUGGUGAGUGUAGAAAAUGACGAGAUCCUGCGCAUUUGGUAAUUUUCUUCAACAAUACGAUCUCAUAGUUUUCUUCUAUCACAGAGGCGCAUCCGGACAUGAUCAAGGGUGAACAAGGUGUCACUGCGGAAGAUUACCAAAAUGACCUUGUUUAUUUGAAGAAAAAGGUAUAUUUAUAUUUGAUUUUCUAUUGUUCUAUAAGUCUUCGAACCCAUUUUCUUUUACUACACACGCACAUAAUUUUUCUUUCUCCCUAUAUUCUAAUGAUCUUCCAUUACGAUGAGUUCUGCCAUGACAAGGUUGCCCAUGAGGUUUUCUCAUAAAAAAUCCUGCAGUCAAAUAAUCAUGGCGACAAUAACUUUUAGCGUCACCAGAUUGUGCCAUUUUUCAGAACGGUCUCUAAUCGACGAAGUUUAAUUAUGCGUUUCUCAUGUCUUCUUGAGCCGUUCAUAUCAUGUCAUCCUUUUAACUUCUUUUUCUUCUCCCUUGGUUGUCUUCUUUCCUAUUAUUGGACUCCAUAUUUUGCCUUGGUCAUAUCAUGAAAGCAGUAUUCUCUCCUGUGCAGGUGGAUGCUGGCGCAGAUAUCAUUAUUACCCAGCUUUUCUACGACACCGAUAUUUUCCUAAAGUUUGUAAACGACUGUCGAGAAAUUGGAAUAUCCUGCCCAAUUGUUCCAGGCAUAAUGCCUAUUAAUAACUACAAAGGAUUCCUGCGUAUGACUGGUUUUUGCAAAACCAAGGUAAAGUUUCGUUAAAAUCACUGUUUCUUAGAUAUUGCUUCGAAGACUUGCAUUUUGGGUAUCAUCCUAAAAUGUACUGCCGGCAGCCUGCUCUGGCUGAUAUUCAUCCUUAGUCUUUAAAAUGCAGAUUUCCAAGGGUUAUCACGCCCUUAAUCGCACAUUCUAUGAUGGAUUUAAAUGCUGAGAUGUCUGUGUGUUUGACUGUGAUAUUUGCCAGAUCCCCCCUGAGGUUACAGCUGCUCUGGAGCCGAUCAAGGACAACGAAGAAGCGGUCAAAGCUUAUGGGAUUCACCUUGGAACGGAAAUGUGCAAGAAGAUCUUGGCUCACGGGAUCAAGACUCUGCAUCUCUACACGUUAAACAUGGAGAAAUCUGCACUCGGGAUAUUGAUGGUGACCAUCUUCCGUCAAGCUUUGCUUUUUUCGGAAAUCAUGUACCUUCGAGUUUCAUGAGGUUUCUCAUCAAUCUUGCACCCUGCAGAAUCUUGGAUUGAUCGAGGAGUCAAAGAUAUCGAGAUCCUUACCGUGGAGACGCCCUACGAAUGUUUUCCGUGUUAAAGAGGACGUCCGCCCCAUAUUCUGGUACUUUACUUUCUCUGGAAAUUAAUAUCCAUCCGAGUUAUGAGCUGACCGACAUAGUGCUCGAAGUCUUCCCUCCUCCCUCCCUGCAAAUGGCAAAAAUCUGUAUAAUCUCUCUGAGCGAAAAAGGAAACUGAUUACAGGGCCAAUCGUCCGAGGAGCUACAUCGCAAGGACUGGGGGUUGGGAACAAUACCCUCGCGGUCGCUGGGGUGACUCCGGCAAUCCGUCCUACGGGGCGCUGACUGACUACCAGGUGAUCAUCCUCUCACCUUCACGAACUCUUCUCAGCGUUGACUAUUCAUCACAUCUCAGUUUGACAACGCAUUGGAUCAGCGCUCGAUCCGAAAACUAGACUCUCAUGCGAACCCACUCGCUGUCACAGUUCAUGCGGCCGAGGUCGCGCGACAAGAAACUCCAGGAGGAGUGGGGCAUCCCCAUCAAAUCGAUCGAAGACAUCAACGAGGUAAGUCAACCGUCGGCCACCUUUGACUCAGCUCGGCGAGUGUCUAAAUUACCGCAUCGUCAUCUGAACCCCCUCCUCCUCCAUCGACGACUCGACAGAGAUUCUCGAGCUACUGCCUGGGCAAGCUCAGUAGCAGCCCCUGGUCCGAGCUGGACAGCCUUCAGCCGGAGACCAAGAUCAUAAAUGAGCAACUGGAGAGCAUCAACCUGAAAGGGUUCCUCACCAUCAACAGCCAGCCAGCGGUCAACGGGGAGAAAUCCGAUUCGUCCUCAGUUGGUCAGUACCACCACCACCACUGAAGUCAAAUCAAGUCAACCUCUCGAAGCUCAAUAUGUUUUUCUCCCCGUCUUUUCCUUUCUCAGGGUGGGGCGGCCCGGGGGGCUACGUGUACCAGAAGGCCUACCUGGAGUUCUUCUGCUCCAAGGAGAAGCUGGACGCGCUGGUAGAGAAGUCCAAGGCGGCGUCGUCGUUGACCUACAUCGCCGUGAAUAAGGACGGCCAGAGCGUAUCCAACGUUGGCCCGGCGGAGGUCAAUGCCGUCACCUGGGGCGUCUUUCCCGCCAAGGAGAUCAUCCAGCCCACCGUCGUUGACCCCGCCAGCUUCGCCGUCUGGAAGGACGAGGCUUUCGAGAUCUGGACCCAGGUCUGGGCCUCCCUCUUCCCCGACGGCGACCCCUCCAAGCAGCUCCUAGAGCAGGUAACGUCGAACCCCCCCCCACCGGAAUAUUCCCUCGCUUAUUCCAUUCCUUUGGCUGAAUCCUCAGGUCCAGAGCAGCUACUUCCUGGUCAGCCUCGUGGACAACGACUACGUCAACGGCGACCUCUUUGCGGUCUUCAAGAACAUAUGA